This is a messenger RNA of Talpa occidentalis (Iberian mole), 1706 nucleotides long. RefSeq names its product interleukin 1 receptor type 2 (gene IL1R2). The transcript is spliced from 10 exons. NCBI's taxonomy places the organism in Eukaryota, Metazoa, Chordata, Mammalia, Eulipotyphla, Talpidae. The record is from RefSeq and is a predicted model, not a curated record. Gene Ontology annotation, molecular function: interleukin-1, type II, blocking receptor activity; interleukin-1 binding. The coding region runs from base 342 to 1589 and encodes 415 amino acids.
UCCUGAUUCUUCUCUCUUGUGGUGCAUUCUGGUAUAGUUAUACUGCGACUAUAAGCUAAAUCAUCUUAGUAGUUUAAUAUAACACAAGUUUAUUUCUUGCUCAUGCUAUGUAAUUGUCGUGAGUCAGUUAUAUCAGACACUCAUGGUUCCUCACAGCCACUUGAGAUCAUUUUCAAAAGAGAACUGACAGAGGCCAUAUAUUGGACUCAGAUUGUCUGGACACCAGUGCUGAAGUGGGAGAGCAGAGAACAAGUACGAAGACUGGGGAUCGCACAGACUCAACUUUGCACCCUACUUUAUCAUUCCAUUAGUUCUGUGGCCUUGGGCCACGGGGACUUGAAAUGUCUACUUCCUGUGUCCUCUGGAAGUUGUCAGAAACAAUGUUUGUCUUGUUCACCCUGGUAAUGGGUGUUUCUGCCUUUGUUCUUCAGCCUGUAGAACCCAGAGUGACUGCAGGAAAUUGCCAAUUUCGUGGCAAGCAUUUCAAAAGUUACUUCAAAGUGGAAGGGGAACCUGUGAUCCUGAGGUGUCCCCAGGUGCGAAGUUGGUCGUGGGCCUCAUCCAGCGCCCACAUCAACUUGACAUGGCGUAAAAAUGAUUCUACUGGGUUGGUGCCAGAGGAACAGACGCGAGUGCGGGUGCAGGACGGUGCUCUCUGGAUGUUGCCAGUCUUGCAGGGGGACUCUGGUACCUACAUCUGCACUGUCAGAAAUGCUUCCUACUGUGAUGAAAUGUCCAUUGAGCUGAAGGUGUUUGAGAAGACAGAAGCUUCCCUGCCUUUCAUGUCAUACCCGCAAAUCCUAAUCUUAGCAUCCUCAGGGUCAUUAGUUUGCCCUGAGUUGAGUGAAUUUACCCAUGAUAAAACUGACACAAAACUUCAGUGGUACAAGGAUUCUGUCCCUUUGGAUCAAGAUAGCGAGAAGUUUGUUAGUAUGAGAGGAAACACUCGCUUAAUCAUAUCCAAUGUAUCUGUGGAGGAUGCUGGCUAUUACACCUGUGUCAUGAAAUUUGCCUAUGAAGGCAAGCAAUACAACGUCACUCGGAAUAUUGAACUACGCGUCAACAAAAGACAAGAAGAGAAAAUUCCUGUGAUUAUCUCCCCCCACCAGACCAUAUUGGCUUCACUGGGGUCAAAACUGACUAUCCCGUGUAAAGUGUUUCUGGGAACCGGCACACAAUCGACCACCAUGCUGUGGUGGCUCGCCAACAACACCAACAUAGAGAGCACCUACCAGGGAGGCCGCGUGACAGAGGGGCCACGCCAGGAAUACACAGAAAAUAAUGAGAACUAUAUUGAAGUGCCACUGAUUUUUGAUCCAGUCAUAAAAGAGGAUUUGAACAUGGAUUUUAAGUGUGUUGUCUUUAAUACACUGAGCUUUCAGACGCUACGAACCACAGUCAAAGAAGCUGCCACAUUCUCCUGGAAGAUUGCACUCGCCCCCCUGUCCUUGAUCUUGUUGGUUUUAGGAGGAAUAUGGAUACACAGACGAUAUAAACGCAAGAAUAGGAAAUCAUGUGCUUUGGCGAUGUUGAAGACUGUCGGUCAAGAUUUUCGAUCUCAUUCAAGAAAUAAAAAGGAAAUGAAAUAAUUCAAAUACAAAUCAUAUCCUUAUUAAAACAGCUGUACUCUUUCCCUUAGUUGUUUAACAAACCUGCUGUAUUUAUAGUGGAUUUUGUAAUAAAGGUUUGAAAUAAUACAAUUUUUC